Messenger RNA from Anguilla rostrata (American eel), 5987 nucleotides. It is a transcript of the gene sobpa, whose product is annotated as sine oculis binding protein homolog (Drosophila) a. The record is from RefSeq and is a predicted model, not a curated record. NCBI's taxonomy places the organism in Eukaryota, Metazoa, Chordata, Actinopteri, Anguilliformes, Anguillidae. The transcript is spliced from 9 exons. Bases 743 to 3595 code for a protein of 950 amino acids. Gene Ontology annotation, cellular component: nucleus. Gene Ontology annotation, biological process: animal organ development.
GAUGACCUCAGAGAGCCGGGCAUUGUGGGAGAUUGUGACUUAGCCCAUUGCAUUGACAUUUAAAUUUUUUUUAAAAAUAAUAAAUUUUUCGUGUGAACUCUGUCUUUCGUUAGAUUUUUUUAACUCCGCAUAGCGUAAAUAAAUAUCUCACUGUUAUUAACUCAGAAAUGAUUUUUUUUCCGUUUUUUUUUUUCAAAGGAAGGCCGUUGUGUUCCACGGCACGGUUUGUCAAGGUCACGUUUCUCAGAGUGCAGUUCAGUCAUGACAACGUUCAGAAUUCACAACUGUGAUUAACGAUGAUCAAUAGGCCAGGAGAGUGAAUGGUGUCGGAGUAGCAGUGUGAUUUAUCGGCGCAUUUUCUCUUCGCCUCCCUCCUUUCACGCGCACAAUUUGUGUGUCUGCACGUGACGGUGUAAAAAAAGGCAUAGCCCUCAAAAAUGCUUUCCCUUCUUCAGAGGGGGCAUCGGACUCGCCUUUUCACUCUAUUCAGUACGGAACCCGAGACACUUUCAGAAAGACAAAGUUGUUUUAACUCCAAUGUCAAAUUUCCCAUGGAAGAAAAAAAUGGCUCUCUACAUCCGACCACCGAAUAAUUCCCUGCGUUUGUUCGGCUACAAGGUCGUCACUGUGAGAGAGGACCGGUUUCUCCGAUCACCUGCCUGCGUUACUAAAGGUGCGAGUUGGGCAAGCUCAGCCACAGGCAGGCCAGGUGGGGGAUCUCCAUGGCAACCCGCCCUACUCCAUGAGUUUCGCUGAGAACACGAUGAACGAGCUGCUGGGCUGGUACGGGUACGACAAGGUGGACCUGAGGGACUCGGACGACAUCGAGAUCCGAAAUUACCCCGACGGCGAAGCCAGGCAGCACAUCUCCGUCCUGAAAGAAAACUCUUUGCCAAAACCCAAGAGCCUGGGGGACAACGCCGGCUCCCCGACUUUUGCCAACAGCUCCCACGCCGCGCCCAACCCCAGGAACGGGGUGGCCGAGCCGUCCGCCGCACCUUCCUCCUCCUCUUCCUCGUCCUCCUCCUCGUCCUCCUCCUCUUCCUCGUCCAGUGCCAAGGAGCACGGGAACAUCCCCAUCAUCGUGCCGCUGAUCCCGCCCCCCCUCAUCAAACCUCCCGCAGAGGAGGACAUGUCUAACGUGCAGAUCAUGUGUGCGUGGUGCCAGAAGGUCGGGGUGAAGCGCUACUCCCUCAGCAUGGGCAGCGAGCUCAAGAGCUUCUGCAGCGAGAAGUGCUUCGCCGCCUGCCGCCGGGCCUACUUCAAACGCAACAAGCUUGGAUAUAUACGGAGUUACCCCGCGAGAGACGAAGACGGCCAGGCUGAGAAAUUGCCCCCGCAGAGCUAUGGUCAGGACACGCCCAGGCUUGUCUUCAAGAUUAACAGCGAUGUUCUUGUGUGUGACUGGUGUAAGCACAUCAGACACACUAAGGAGUACCUGGACUUUGGCGCGGGGGAGCGCAGGCUCCAGUUCUGCAGCGCCAAGUGCCUGAACCAGUACAAGAUGGACAUCUUCUACAAGGAGACGCAGGCGGCGCUCCCGGGGGGGCUGGGCAUGGAGGGGAAGCCGGAGGGCGGAGGGGGGGUGCAGCUCCUCACCCCCGACUCCUGGAACACGCCGCUGGGCGACCUGCGGCGCAAGGCCCCGUCUCCGGGGGGCGCCGGGGCGCCCGUGCCGGGCCCGUCCGGCUCCAGCUCCGCCUCCCCGUCCGAGUCCAGCUCCGCCCUCUGCCCGUCCUCCUCUUCCGGAAAGAUCCCCACCCCGGGCCCCCGCCCCCACGAGAGCCCCGCGCUGGCCCCGCCCGUCCCCUCCCUGCACCCGCCCAUGGGGGUCCCGCCGGGGAGCCCCCCCAUGGUGAUGACCCCCCGCGGGCCCGUGCCCCUGCCCUUCUUCAUGGAGCACCAGAUGAUGCAGCAGAUCCGGCCCCCUUUCCUCCGGGCCCCGCCCCACACGCCCGGCCCCAACAGCCCCCUCCCCAAUCCCAUGAUCCCCGGCAUCGGGCCGCCCCCCCGGAACCUGGGCCCCCCCUCCAGCCCGCUGCACCGGCCCAUGCUGUCCCCGCACCUGCACCCGUCCUCCGGCCCCACCAUGCCGGGGAACCCGGGCAUGAUGCCCCCCCACCCGGGCUCGCACAUUCCGGGGUUCCCCUUCCCUCCGGUCAACAUGAUGCCCAACGGCCACCUCCCCAUGCCGCCCCUCAUGAACUUCGGGGUGCCGUCCCUCGCCCCGCUGGUGCCCCCCCCGACCCUGCUGGUGCCCUACCCGGUCAUCGUGCCCCUCCCCGUCCCCAUACCCAUCCCCGUGCCCAUCCCCUUCAGCCCUAAGGCCCCCGGCGAUCGCCACGACAACGGCGACACCAUCCCCAGCGCGUCGGGGGACGGGGGCGAGUCCAAGGACCCGGGGCUGUUCUCUCCCGGCGCAUCGUCGGGGGGAGGUGGAGGAGGGGGGGGAGGAGGAAGAGGAGGAGGAGGAGGAGCGGGAGGAGGCGCAGGAGGGGGAGGGGGCGGUGGCGAGGGAGGGGACUCCGAACAGGGGCCCCCCAAAUCCAACGAGCUGUCCCCCGGCGUUUCGGGACACUCGCUCUCCGGGGCCACACCACCAGAGCACGGCAGGACUGACAUGGUGGCCAUGACGGUGAAGGCGGAGACUCCUGACAAAGUCCGCCUCUCCCUGCCCUUGCCCCUCCCCCUCCCCGCCCCGGCCCCGUCACAGGACGGGGUGAUAGACCUUACGAUUGGCCGGCGGGCGCGGCUCCAGCAGGUGAUCCAGAGGGCGGCGCCCGUGGUGCAGGUGAAGGCGGAGCCUGAGCCACAGAACUUGCUGAACCUGGGUUACCAGGGCGAGCAGGGAAGGGGCGGGGCCAUAGUUCUAGGGGGCGUGGCCUCAGCCGUGGGAGAGGAGCACAGAGACUCGGGGGACCCUGCCGCCCUGUCGUCGUUACCCCUGCCAUGCGGGGACCCCGCCUACUGCGCCGCCCCUGCUGCCACGCCCCCUCCUCCGGCGCCCCAGCCCCCGCCGGCCCCGCCCCCUCCUCCCCACCCCGCCCCGGACCUCGCCCACUCCGCCCCUUGCAACGUCAUCGUCAACGGCACCCGCUCGCCGGACCCCGCCCGGAGACCCGCCCCGGCCGCCGCGGGCGCGGUCGCCGCCAUCGUCGCCGCGGCAACCACCGAGGAGCCGCCAGACAGCGAGCUGGAGUCGGUGAAGGAGAACAGCUGCUCGGGCAUGGAGCUGGACGCAGGUAAGAAGGCCCUGUUGUCGUUGGCGGAGGAGGCGGCCGCCGCCGCCGCCGCCGCCGCCAUGUUGGGGGGCGCCGGCGCCGGCGGGGACAAGCAGGACCCGAGCGACGAGGACCACGCCUACGCCCUGCCGCUGCUGCCCAAGGCCGGCUGCGUCAUACAGGCCCUGCCCAAGCCCGCCGACAAGACCGCCGCCGCGGCCCCGCCCCGCCCGGCCCGGCGGCGCCGCCGACCAGCAGCCGCCGCUAAAGAGGAGGUGCCUGCGCACUCGCAAUCAGAACAAGUGAGAGGCCAAAAACAGGAGGAGAGGAGGAGAACAGCUCUGCUGACGGACAGCGUGUCGCUAAUGGGCUGAAGAGAGAUGGGCCAAGCCUCGGUGCCACGCCCUGCCCCACUACGGACAGCACCAGCUCCCCCCCCCGCCCCAUGCAAGCUCCGCCCCCAGCCCCCACCACGCCCAUGCAAGCUCCGCCCCUCUCCAAGCCAACCAGCACUCGCUGUGCUCCACCUUGCCACACACCAUCGGAUGGGCACCAUGGUACCCAAAAUCCAGAGCACAGACCAAGGCCAAUCACGUGGGUCCUGCCAACUCCCAAACUCUGACCUUUGACCCUCAGCCAAUCAUUUUUUGUUUAUUGGUUCAGCACAGUAAUGCUGGAUGGACCCCCCCCCCUCUCAAAACUCCCCUCCCACAGUCUGGAACUCCAGGAAAUAAUUUAGCACAGGGGGGUGUGUUUAUUUGCCAUGGUGUGUCUACUUUUCACUCUUCCUCAUGUUUUGGGGAGAUGUUUUUCCCCCCUCUGUCCCUCCCUUAUAGGGUCCUACAUUGUUUUGUUUUUUUCCCCCAGUACUGUAUGUCCAGUGUGGCUUUGAGCACCCUGAUCCAGUCCUGGGGGGGGGGGGGUGGUGGUGGGGGGGGGUCCAGAUUCGUGAGUGUUUCUCCGUUGACUGAGUGCCAAGAAAACUUGGUAAAUGUUCGCUCUUCUCAGAUUUCCAGGGUACACACAGAACCCCUGCUCCCUGCCCGCCCCCCCCUCCUCCCCCCCCCACAACCUCCCCACUUCUUCCACCAAUCUCCACCGGGAACAGAGCGCUUGUUUUCGAACCGGAGACCAAAAUCCCUCCUGGAAGACGUAAAACAAUCCGAGGAGAAGGUUCUCCGGGCGCCGUGAGAAGAAUUUCAAAUAACGAGGGAGAAGAAGUGAUGAAAUUCACACCUGGAUGGCCCUCAGUGCUGGGGGAGACACCAGGGACACUGGCCCCCGCCCCCCCCCCCCCCCUCCGGGAUCGGGGGGUGAGGGGGGGGCAGGGUAGAGAGACCUGGGAAACUAGGGCGGGGCCAGGAGGAGGAAAAGACUCUGCCCCACCCCCCCCCCCCUUCACAACGGUGUCCUCUCACUGUUUGGCUUAUGUGUUUUGUUUUUUUUUUUUCAUGGCAUAAAAAAAAAAGAGAGAAUGUGCAAUCAAACCAAUCCUUAUUCACUGGCUCCAGGACAACAGGGUAGAAAACUGAACUCAUAUGCACUCGUGUGGAUCUCACCAGCAAGUCCGUAAGAAGCAGCAGUGCAUUGUGGGCGAGCUCCACCCCACCCCAAAGGCCCCCCCCCCCCCAAAAAAAACUUACAUCCCAGUUCAAUCCAUUUGUUUGUACACUGUAGAUUGAUCGUCCAUGCCCCCCCCCCCCGCCCCCCCCACACCUGUGCCAGGGCCUAGUCAUCGCUCAUAUUGUCUUCUCCUCGACCGUGUCGACGGUGUUCCAACAAAGAUCCAGUAAGACACGAGCCUCGCCUGCAGCAGGCCCCGCCUCCCUGCAGCAGGCCCCGCCUCCCCGCUGGACAGUGUUCAGGAAGCAGCCUCGCUUCCCCAAGGCCGCAUCCAAUCGAAGCUCCGACCUCACAAACCACCAUUGUGACCUCACUGGAACUCAGAGCCAGUCUGGGCCUAGGCCCUGCCCACAGGCUAUAUAUAUAUAGGUUGAGUUUAAGGUCAGGUUAAACAGUUCAGGUCGGGAACUUUUCGUUUCAGCCUUGGAGGGGGGGUGGCACCCGUGAUCAGGUGGGAGGGGGGAGUGAGGGGAAGCUUCCUUGUACGUGCCUGGAUCCGGAAGGUUCUGCACUUUUCGCUCUGCGCUUUCGCUAAAACUUCUGCUAGUCUGUCCACAAGGCUAAACCAAGCAGAGCCCAAAUCAAUCAAUUAGCCCUCCAGUUAAUUUCGAGACAUUUGUUACCACGUUUCUUUUUUCUGUUAUUUAUCGUAAUCUCCCGUACACUGCGUGAAAACUGUUCCUAAUUAGAAACGUCGAAAGUCGUUCAGACGAUCCCCUCUCCUCUUUUCCCCCGGUCACUGGCAGACAGUACCGCAUCAAUCGAGCCUCUUCCCGGGCCUGACGGCGCGCGUCUUUCGCCAGAGAAGAGCGGGAGGCGCUGAAAUUCACCUCAGCGUCACCGGGGGGCGAUUUAUGAGGCCGACGCCUGUUUCCGAAAAGGCCAUUCCUCCGUCCCCCUUCCCCCGAAUCCUCUCCUUUUGUCGCCCGCGUCGAGAGCGGCGACGCCGAAACGUUCGCUCCUCAGAUUUACGGCGAGCGUUCGCGCACCGCCCCGGCGCGCCCGGCGAGGAACCCGUCGGCGCUGUAAUUUAUUCCUCGCCGCGCGAGCGUAACGUAAUUGUCGUUCAAUUAGCGGGUCGGGAGGCGAAACCUGAGCGCGGGGCGCUGGCGUCCGUCUGAAGCGCCGCCAAAGCUAAUCGCG